Corylus avellana is the source of this 1683-nucleotide messenger RNA. RefSeq names its product berberine bridge enzyme-like D-2. The record is from RefSeq and is a predicted model, not a curated record. Lineage: Eukaryota; Viridiplantae; Streptophyta; Magnoliopsida; Fagales; Betulaceae. Gene Ontology annotation, molecular function: FAD binding; oxidoreductase activity.
AUGGAAUCCAAGAGAAACCCAUUUCCUAUAAUCACGAUCUUCUUCCUAGCCUUUCUUGUUCCUUGCUGUUUAUCUGCAGCACCCACAGACAGCAUAGCUUCCUGUUUGACUCUUCAUGACAUAUACAACUUCACCACAUUCCCUGACGUGGAAAAUGAUGACCAGUCACCGGCUAAUUACUAUAAGCUCCUCAAUUUUUCAAUUCAAAAUCUGAGGUUCGCGGAGUCCACGGUCCCUAAACCAAUAGCCAUUGUGCUUCCGGAGAGCGUUGACCAGCUAGUUGACACUGUAUUGUGCUCCAGAGAAGGGUCGAGGGAAAUUAGAGUAAGGUGUGGCGGACACAGCUACGAAGGCACUUCGUCCGUCGCCGUUGACGGAGCUCCAUUUUUCAUCAUUGACAUGAUGAAUUUGAACCGGAUUUCGGUGGAGGUGGAAACUGAGGCGGCAUGGGUGGAAGGAGGAGCAACACUUGGUGAGACGUACUCUGCCAUUGCUGACGCAAGCAAAAACCAUGGAUUCUCAGCCGGGUCAUGCCCGACUGUAGGCGUUGGUGGGCAUAUUGGCGGUGGUGGAUAUGGGUUGUUGUCGAGGAAAUAUGGACUUGCAGCCGAUAAUGUAGUGGAUGCACUUCUUAUUGAUGCUAAUGGAAGGUUGCUUGACCGAGAAGGCAUGGGAGAGGAUGUGUUUUGGGCAAUUAGAGGAGGCGGAGGGGGCGUUUGGGGGAUUGUCUAUGCUUGGAAAAUCAAGCUGUUGAAAGUGCCACCAACUGUGACUGGUUUUUCAGUCUCUAGACCAGGCACCAAACGACAUGUAUCAAAGUUGGUGAACAAGUGGCAAUAUGUUGCACCCCAGUACUUAGAAGAUGACUUCUAUUUGUCAUGUUUCAUUGGUGCUGAUCUGCCAGAAACCGUAAGUUCUGCUGGAAUUUCAGCUACAUUUAAAGGGUUUUAUCUGGGUGCUAGGAGCAAAGCCAUAUCCAUUUUAAACCAGGUUUUUCCUGAGUUGGGUGUUGCAGAAGAUGAUUGCAUGGAGAUGAGUUGGAUUGAAUCGGUUGUGUUCUUCUCCGGCCUAAGCAAUGGAAGCUCAGUCUCCGACUUGAAAAACAGGUAUUUGCAAGACAAGGGAUAUUUCAAGGCAAAAUCAGACUAUGUCAGAGCUCCGAUUUCUUUUAGUGGCAUAAGCGCUGCUCUUGAGAUUCUUGAGAAAGAGCCCAAAGGGUACGUUAUUUUAGACCCUUAUGGAGGGAUUAUGCAAAAAAUAAGCAGUAAAUCCAUCGCUUUUCCUCACGGAAAAGGCAACCUCUUUACAAUUCAGUAUCUGGUGGCAUGGCAGGAAGAAGAUGAUAACAAAAGCUGCGAGUACAUAGAUUGGAUAAGAGGGUUUUAUCAUUCAAUGACACCCUUUGUUUCAUGGGGUCCAAGGGCUGCUUAUAUUAAUUACAUGGACUUUGACCUUGGAGUGAUGGAUUUGGUCAACACUAAUGUUCCAUCUGAGGUGGACUCUGUAGAGACUGCCAGACUUUGGGGUGAAAAAUACUUCUUGAAAAACUAUGAUAGACUGGUUAGAGCCAAGACACUAAUUGAUCCCUACAAUGUUUUUAAGAAUGAACAGGGUAUUCCUCCAAUGUCUCCGAUCUGCAGUUUCACAGCUGAGAAAAAAAAUAGUGAGCUCCUGGGAUACUAA